This is a messenger RNA of Trypanosoma grayi, 1053 nucleotides long. RefSeq lists its product as hypothetical. The transcript has a single exon. The record is from RefSeq and is a predicted model, not a curated record. Lineage: Eukaryota; Euglenozoa; Kinetoplastea; Trypanosomatida; Trypanosomatidae. The annotation marks the transcript as partial.
AUGAACAUGAGACUCAUGGAAGGGAAAUCGCAGUUGUCACAUCUACAGUGUUGCAAUAUACCAAAGAGCAUUGACAGUUGCAGUCUCGGUGCCAUGGGCCUCUGUGAACCUGUUUCAAUCCUGCGUCGAGGCAGGAGGAAGGCGAGACUGUUGGAAGCUAUGGGGCUGCAGUUGAGAGACAUCCAGGUAUUGUUUCUGGUACUGAUGGUUGUGAUUGAACCGUUUCUUUGCUGUGCCGCUGCUGCUGCUGCUGCUGGUGGCGUGGUCCCCCGAACGAGAAUGGCCCCGCCUGCAGCCGACGACGAUUCCUUGGUGACACUCACGAACUGCUUUCCCACCGUUGUACUUAUUAAUUCCGGCAUCCCAUACACCUGCGAACUGUGGAAUGCCCAAAAACUGAGUGGCUUGAAGCUCUUUGCUUCGUACUACAACCCAGUUCUUAAUUCUGGCUGGCCGGCGAUUCUUGAUGCGGGAGCUAAGACCAUUAAAUUCGUGCCUACUGGUGGCCUGCCUUCUUCAGGACAUUGGGAGUUGGUCUUCACAUCGUUUUCUGACGUUGAAAAUUUAUAUUUUCCUGUUACGACCAAUAAGAGCAUGGAUAUUAUGAUGUUUGGUGAUACCAUAGCGAAUUUCGGUGCACUCUAUCCGUAUUACGGUAUGGGCGUAUCGUGGGCACCCAAUCUUCCGAGAGGCACCAUUGCUUCCGACUACAUGCUGGUUCGUUCUUUCAAUGACUGCCGGUACACCACUACAACCUGCACUGACUCUGUUGGGUGCCACAUAAUGACGCAACCCGCGCUUCUUCCCCCUCCAGGCAAAUAUUGGCUCUGUGUGACGUCAAAUGACUGGCAUUCCCAAUACCUUCCGUGGGGUGUGGAAUCUCUUGAGGUGAAGGUGCUGUUGGCCACGCCGCUGUACUUGACAGCUGGCAAAGACAGAAAUGUCGUGCUGCAGGAUGCGGAAUCUGUGGUCAGUGUGUUGAGGUAUGUGCUCCUGGUGCGGUGCCCUGACAACAACUGCCCCCGUGUGACUACUGGCAGUGGGGAAGAUGUG